AUGGCAUAGCAGAGCAACCAGACUUCAGGAAGUGACUUCAUUCUCCUAGAUCUGUUUCACAGCACCCCAGUUUCCUGGGCACUCACCAUAGUGGACUUUCUGGUUGCCCUGGUUGGCAACUCCACAAUCAUCCUCCUCAUUUGGGCAGACCCUCUUCUCCACAACCCCAUGUACUUUCUGCUCAGCCAGCUCUCUCUCAUGGAUCUCUUGUAUAUCUGCACAUUUGUCCCCAAAAUGGUCCUGGUCUUUCUCUCUGGGGACCACCAAAUCUCCUUCAUUGGGUGUAGCUUUCAGAUGUUCCUCUUCACUACUCUUGUUGGGUCAGAAUGCCUAUUGCUGGCUGUGAUGGCAUAUGAUCGGUAUGUGGCCAUCUGCCAUCCACUUCACUACCCCAUCCUCAUGAGCCCCAAGCUCUGUGUAUGGCUGGUACUUGUAACCUGGAUGGGGGCACUACUUAAUUCCUUGAUCCAUGUUGUCUACACUCUGACUCUUCCUUUCUGUGAAUCCAGGGAGAUCCACCAUUUCUUUUGUGAGAUCCCAGCCCUGCUGAAAGUGGUCUGUGUGGACACCUCUCAAUAUGAAAAUGGUAUUUUUGUCAGUGGGGUAAUUUUUCUUCUCCCACCCAUCUCAGCCAUUCUGGGCUCCUACGGCAGCAUAGUAUCCACCGUACUGGGUAUGGGAUCAAAGCAGGGACUGAGGAAAGCUUUGACUACUUGCUCUUCUCAUAUGAUUGUUGUUUCCCUGUUCUAUGGUGCUGCCAUCAGCAAGUACAUUGUUCCAAAGUCUUACCACACUCCUGAGCAGGAGGAAUUGGUCUCUGUCUUUUACACCAUCAUAACGCCCAUGCUCAACCCUCUCAUCUACAGCCUGCGAAACAAGGAUGUCACUAGAGCCCUUAAGAAAGUUUUUGGAAAAUGA
Messenger RNA from Suncus etruscus (white-toothed pygmy shrew), 918 nucleotides. Its product is annotated as olfactory receptor 2T27-like. Gene Ontology annotation, molecular function: olfactory receptor activity; G protein-coupled receptor activity. The transcript has a single exon. Gene Ontology annotation, biological process: G protein-coupled receptor signaling pathway. The record is from RefSeq and is a predicted model, not a curated record. Gene Ontology annotation, cellular component: membrane. Lineage: Eukaryota; Metazoa; Chordata; Mammalia; Eulipotyphla; Soricidae.